Molecule: messenger RNA, 1420 nt
Organism: Aspergillus candidus
Lineage: Eukaryota; Fungi; Ascomycota; Eurotiomycetes; Eurotiales; Aspergillaceae
Product: NAD(P)-binding protein
Exons: 2
Coding region: 119-1222 (367 amino acids)
Source: RefSeq, a predicted model, not a curated record
CCAGACACUUCGGCAUAAGGCUCUGCCGAUUGACAUCCCGAUUCACUGUGAAGCCUUCUGCUCGUCCACCAAAGCCACCGCCUAAAGAUAGUCUGACCUACUUCCACCAAUCCAAGAGAUGGACUCGGCACUCCAGCUGCUAUCGCUUGGUCUCCGGAAUGGAAAGACUCUCACCUUGGACAGCAAUGGACCGGUUCCAACGAUCUGGAGAGCCAUGAUCUCCCAUUCCCAGCCCAUCCCCCCAACAGAGCUCGAAUGGCUACGUGACAAGACGACACUGGUGACCGGCGCCACGUCUGGCUGCGGUUUGGAGUUAGCCAAGAUCCUUGCCCAGUACAGCGCGCGCCUGAUCAUCACCGCACGCAAUGAAGAGCGGGGCCAGAGCGCGCUCGCUGAAAUUCAAAAUGCCCAAGGAACGAAUCGUCCCGCCCAGAUCGACGUAUGGCAGCUGGACAUGGCAUCGUUUGACUCCAUCCGGGAAUUCAUCCAGCGGGUCUCGCUCUUGGAGGCGUUGGAUUUCGCAGUGCUAAAUGCUGGGGUCUUGUCACCGCAGUUCUCCCGCUCGCCGGCGUCAUGGGAAAUGCACCUCCAGGUCAACUACCUGGGCCAGUGCGCAUUAAUCCUCUCACUCCUGCCGGUGCUCCAGAGCCAGAGCCAGAAGCGUACGACCCCUGCACGCGUUCUGAAUGUCACUUCCGAGGCCCAUCUGUGGGAAAGCAUGCCGCUCACCACGAACCCCGCCCAGGCGAUCAGCGAAUUCAACGACGAGGCGGCACUGGGCUUCCAUCAGCGCUACCGUCGGUCGAAGCUGCUCAGCAUGAUGUGGACGCACACUCUGGCAUCGGCAUGGAAGGACACCGACUCGGUGGUCAUCGGUACCGCAACGCCUGGUCUCUGCCAGACACCCAUCUACCGUCAAAUUACCUCGAGCUGGAUCGCGGACGCGUUGAUUCGCUGGUUUCUCAAGACCUCAACCCAUGGAGCUUGGGAUUAUGUGCGGGCUCUCAUUGUCCCGGCGUCGGAAUACCACGAUCAAUUCUUCUAUGACGGGUGUCCAGCCGACCCCGCCGAUAGCGUCCGUUCCGAGGAGUACCGUGCAUGGAGGGCCGAUCUGUUCCGAUAUACGGUGGAGCUCGUGGAGCGGGAGAUACCUGUGCCACAGGAGACACGGGCGUGGUUAGCGGUGAUACUUGAGUCGACGCGGGACGCUGAUAUCAAGUAACCGAGCGUCCAACUUGACGAGUGUGGAAGACCGUUUCUUGGAUCCAACAUCUGGUCUAUGUUACAUGUGCAGACCUACAUCACAGCCUCAUCCUCUGACGCCAUUCCAUACUACCCGCUACAAGAAAUUUAGUCCGCAGUGAGAUGGAUUAUAACACGGGAACCAGUGGAGGUCAGUUCGACGCGAACAAGGCUACUA